AUGAUUCUUGAAGCUGGAAAUCAAGCUUAUGAACGUGAUGGCUCACUCCUUCAGGAUCCAAGUAUCUACUCUGACAUUCUAGAGAAACUUGCAGAAGCAAUCUACCACAACCAGGCCUAUCCCAGUGCUCUUCAACAACUCGAAGUUGUAGAAGCUCUACUAAACAAACACCCAUGCUUGAGGGAGCCUGGAACCUCAUAUUCAGGCACAUAUGGGUGGCAGAAUCGUCUCAAAAUGAAGAUGGCCAAUUUCCGAAGCAAACCGAAAAGGCGCAAUGUCCCUUGUCCCGAGCUUCACAUCAACUCCUUGAAAAGGAAGGCCCCUGGCGAGAGAUAUCCUGCAAAAAAAUGCAAGAAACCAAAGAGAGCCAAGGUGAACUUCCUUCCCCCACAUCCAAGUGGAGAAAGCAACGACAGUCUGGAGAGGGACAGACAGGAGCUCCUUAACGAGGUUAAGAAGAAGGACAACGCUAAAAUAAUUAAAGAAAAAAUGGCCAACACAUUUUCCUAUCGAAGACUCGAGGUUGUGAGUGAUAGUCCUGCUGCUGCUGACUUAAAAGAGAGAUGGCCUGCUUUGUUUUGUGAAGCUGAGAUCAAGGAGGAAUUCAGGAGAAUAACUACCAUUCCCCUGGAGCGAACCUUCAUGCACAAACUGGAUGAACACACACCAAAAGUUAUUACCCUGAUGAAGGCCAAGGGAGGUGCCGUGGGGAUCAAGAUGAGGCCGCUCCUGGACAGACUGAGUCAGAAACAGAGCAUUGAGAUGAGACGUGAAAGCAUUAUCCGCAGCCUUAUACUGUACCUUGGCGAGAAGGAAGAGGAACUUUUUGAAGACUGCUUGGAGGACAGCCGGAGUGAUGUUAGUAACCACAUCCUCAAAAUACUCGUCGUCCACGGUGCUGAUGAGGAUCCAGUCGAUGUCUCCAUCCUUGUCGAAGGCCAUGAGAUUUUGCCAGGGUGCAACAGUACUGCGAAAGCUUGCUCACUGCUCAUGGGACUGAUUUAUGCCCUGAACUUGGCAUACCCUCCCACUUUGCGCUACACUUUUGAAGUCUUCCAAAAACUCUUGCUGGAGCUGGAUGGAUUCAAACUGUCCCCAAAAGUAAACACCUUGAAGUUGAAGUUGCUUUCCUAAAUGCAUGUCAUGACUUUGUCAUCCUAGAGGAGGAAAAUGACAUCAUUCAUGGACCCUUGUUGAGGACGUAGCAUCAUGCAUCGACUCUUGUGAAGA
Molecule: messenger RNA, 1230 nt
Organism: Scomber scombrus (Atlantic mackerel)
Lineage: Eukaryota; Metazoa; Chordata; Actinopteri; Scombriformes; Scombridae
Exons: 4
Coding region: 1-1134 (377 amino acids)
Source: RefSeq, a predicted model, not a curated record